CCGAGCGCUUCGCUAAGCCUCAAGCCUCCCGCUUCUAUCCCCUUUAUGAUCUGGGGAUUCGGAGCAGCCGCAUCACUAUGGGACACCGGCGGGCGGGACUGCAGGACCCGGCCGUGGUCCGUACUGCCCCCUGAACUUAGCUGAACUUCAGCCGAACAGACUCAGCUCGCGCUCCUUUUUGCCUUUUUCUCCUCCUCAAAUUUACUCUAGUACUAGAGAGGAAAAGUCAUGGCCCGCACGUUUGUUUCCCUGCCGCUCUGCGUGGCGCCGCUUUGCGUGGCGCUGCUUUGCGCGCCGCUCGUGUGGAGCUCCUCUUGUCCAUCGCAGUGCAGCUGCUUUUUCCACAAACUCAGUGACGGAUCGAAGGCCAGGAGCGUCAUCUGCAACGAUCCGGACAUCGCGGCGAUUCCCGCCAAUUUUCCCGCCGACACGUCGAAACUUCGCAUAGAGAAGACGGCGAUCAAGAAGAUCCCCGGUGAGACCUUCAGCUACCUGGGCGCUCUGGAAUUCCUCUGGAUGUCCUUCAACGCCUUGUCCUCGCUCAGCGUGGACGCCUUCCGUGGACUCUGCGCCCUGGAGGAGCUGCGCCUGGACGGGAACGCGCUCGCCUCCUUCCCGUGGGAGUGUCUCUCGGACACGCCGAGCCUCAGGCUCCUUGACGUACACAACAACAGAAUCGCAUCGAUCCCCAGCGAAGCCACCGUUUACAUGAAGAACCUCACCUACCUGGACCUUUCCAGCAACAGCCUGCUGACCGUACCCUCCGAGGUUCUCUCGACGUGGCUCGUGGUUAAACCAUCUCAAGACAUGGAAAACGCCAAGAUGAUCUUGGGUCUCCAUGACAACCCCUGGAUUUGCGACUGCCGGCUGUACGAUCUGGUCCAGUUCCAGAAGUCGCCCUCCUCGCCCGUGGCCUUCAUCGACACCAGGCUGAGGUGCGCUGAGCCCGAGAGCCUCUCGGGGGUGCUGUUCAGCGAUGCGGAGCUCAGGCGCUGCCAGGAGCCCAGGGUGCACACUGCCGUGGCCCGUGUCAAGAGCCCCGUGGGCAACAACGUUCUGCUGCGCUGCGGAACCAUCGGCGUACCCAUCCCGGAGCUCAUCUGGAGGAGGGCCGACGGCAAGCCCACGAACGGCACAAUUCAGCAAGAAGUUUCCAAGGAGGGCAUCAUUUGGUCCAUUUUAAGCGUACCUGCUGUUUCGUACCGUGACUCUGGGAAGUACAUUUGCAAAGCGACGAACUUUGUUGGAAGCGCGGAUGCCAUCAUCUCCCUGAUCAUAACGGACGCGGUGAAAUCCGACAACCAGACCGGCACCUCUAAACGCUCCAGAGGGAAGAAAACGAACGGCGUGGGCAAGGCUGCCUAUCAGGAGAAAUUGGUGGCGCGCUACAUAGUGCCGACGGCCACCGACAAGAGGCCGAGCGUUGAACCGUACGGCUUCGCCGGACCUUACGCGAACAUCGAAAGCUACAGCACCACGGACGGCGCCUCGUACGAGCAGACGCCCGGCCCGACUAAUUCGGACGCGCUGUUGGACCCGGAGAAGACGGUGCUCAGCAAUCUCGCCGCCAACGCCUCGUCUCAGCAGCAGGACCCCGAGCGGAGGGUGGUCAGGUCGGUGAAGGUGAUCGGCGACACCGACCACACCGUCUCCCUGAACUGGAGGGCACCCACUGCCAAAAACACCACCUCCUUCAGCGUGCUGUACGCGGUGUUCGGCGAGCGGGACAUGCGCAGGAUCAACGUCGGCCCGGGCAAGAACCGCAUCACCAUCGAAGGACUGGUGCCGAAGACUAAGUACAUCGCUUGCGUGUGUGUCAAAGGGCUGAUCCCCAAAAAGGAGCAGUGUGUAAUCUUCUCAACGGACGAAGCGGCUAGUGCCAGCGGGACGCAGAAGCUGAUUAAUGUGGUCGUGAUCACAGUUGCGUGCGUUAUCGCGGUCCCUCUCACUCUCAUUGUGUGCUGUGGGGCGCUGAAGCGGCGCCUGCAGAAACUGCUGGGCCGAAAGUCCAAGGACAUCCAGGACUCGUACGUCACGUUCGAGACCCUGUCCCCUGGGACGAAGGCCAAAGGGCUGGAGGGCGAGUACCUCACCAGGCUGAACCCCGACGAAUCCAACCGGCUCCUGUCGGCCAGGUCGAGCGUGGACUCCGAGGCGACCGCGAGGACCGAAGGACAGCCCAACGAGUACUUCUGCUGAUGAACUGUGGCGCGUGCGGGGAUCUCGCCGAAAGGAUGACUGGACAGCAGGCGGCGCGAGGGAGGUCGGACGUACGACCCAGUCGCAGUUCAGAGGCCCACGAGACGGACAUCUUCACUAAUGAAGUUCUGACCCGCCUCGGAGACGCUCCGGGCUGCACCCGUGUCCUCGGGACUUAGCGCUCAGCUGCAGGACGUCUCCGCCGCCGCUUCGUGCGGGAUACCCACGUACCAAACGCACGCGCGAUGCGUCCUAAUGAAAAUGAUACAGGAUCCCUAUUGCGUUGUACUCGUUACAUUGUUUUUGCGCACCAUUUAAAGUUUUUAAACGGUGUCCAGGUUUUUUAUUUGUGCUUGUGUGCCUGUGUGUGUGCGCGCGUGUACACAAUCAUACUGGCAUUUUUAUACCGCUUAGGCAUCAGGUUGCACUCUUGAAUUAAAUGGAAAUCGGGAACCUGCUGUCCGAUGACGGCACUUCACGCAAACGGCUCUUGGAGGAGCGUGUGUGGGACAAGCUCUCGAUGGCAUUUCAAAUCGCACCUUGGACCAUUUGUAAGCGUACGUUGUACGAUUGUUUUUUAACGGUAUAUAUUGAAGUUAAUGUGCCAGGUGUAAUACCCUGGUUAAAACAAACUGCACUCACGUCUGUGAUAUUUAAGAACUUACGAAAAUGCAAGCGCUAUAUUAUGUGAUGUUAAAAUCUAUAAAAUGUUAUUUUUCUUUCAUUUCAGUUUUGC
Molecule: messenger RNA, 2935 nt
Organism: Scleropages formosus (Asian bonytongue)
Lineage: Eukaryota; Metazoa; Chordata; Actinopteri; Osteoglossiformes; Osteoglossidae
Gene: lrit1b
Product: leucine-rich repeat, immunoglobulin-like and transmembrane domains 1b
Exons: 4
Coding region: 229-2199 (656 amino acids)
Cellular component (GO): endoplasmic reticulum membrane
Molecular function (GO): protein binding
Source: RefSeq, a predicted model, not a curated record